Plasmodium yoelii is the source of this 471-nucleotide messenger RNA. RefSeq names its product conserved Plasmodium protein, unknown function. NCBI's taxonomy places the organism in Eukaryota, Apicomplexa, Aconoidasida, Haemosporida, Plasmodiidae. The record is from RefSeq and is a predicted model, not a curated record. Bases 1 to 471 code for a protein of 156 amino acids. The transcript has 3 exons.
AUGAUGAAAAAGAUAUUUAUAUUUUUUCUUUUCUUCAUUUUUUUAUUAAAUAUUCGAUUGUCAUUAUCUCGAAAAGUAUGUAGUGUUGUACAGUUUGGGAAGCAUACAUUAUUAACGAAUAAGGAUAGUAAUAAAAUAUACAAACAUAAAGUGGUUGGUGUGAUAGACCCUUUUGAUAAAAAUAAUGUUUUGUGGAUGAGAAAAAAGAGAAAUACAAAAUUUAAUUUAAACAUAUUUAAAAAAUUAUAUGAUAAAUUUUAUUGUAAUAUUAAUGAUUAUGUUGAUUUCCCAAACGAAGAUCAAUUUAUAUUUCGUAUUUUUCAUAUAAACUUAAAGAAUACUAUAAAAUAUAUGUUAAAAUAUAAAAUCGUAAGUGGAACUAUAAAGGGUGGCCCAAACAAUGAUAAUAAUAUUUUAUGUUUAAAAGAAAGGGGUAAGCUAUAUAGAUUUUUGAAUAAUAUUAAUAUUUAA